Eimeria necatrix is the source of this 885-nucleotide messenger RNA. Its product is annotated as TBC domain-containing protein, putative. Lineage: Eukaryota; Apicomplexa; Conoidasida; Eucoccidiorida; Eimeriidae. Bases 1 to 885 code for a protein of 294 amino acids. The record is from RefSeq and is a predicted model, not a curated record. The transcript has 6 exons.
AUGGAGGACGAGGACUCGGAGCCGCUGCUGUACGAACAGCUCGGACUCUUCACGCCCUCCGCGUCUGCGCUCUGCAACGAAGACAACAGCGAGUCCGAAGAAACUCAAGACCCAGCCACAGCAAGUCAGCAGCAACACCACUCGAAGCAGCAGCAGCAGCAGCAAAUUACAGCAGCAGCAGCAGCAGCAAAUUACAGCAGCAGCAGCAGCAGCAGCAGCAGCAGCAGCAGCAGGAGAGAUUCAAAUAUGCCGUUUUCAGCAGCUCUCCUCAAAGUGCUGAAGGCCUACGCCGCGUACAACCCCGAAGUUGGUUACUGCCAAGGCAUGGGUUUCGUGUGUGGGGUGCUGCUGCUGCACAUGCGGGAAGCAGCAGCAUUUUGUUUUUUGGUUUGUUUGCUUUCCAAAUAUUCUCUCGCGGAUUUGUACAGACCUGGACUUCCUCUUUUGAACAAAUACUUCUUCCAGCUGAGCGCGCACCUGGAGGCGGAGGGCGUGGAGGCCUCGAUGUUUUUGUCGGGCUGGCUGAUGACUUUGUUUGCUUACAACUUGGAGUUGAACUCCGUCUUGAGAAUUUGGGAUUUGUUUCUUUUCCGCGGAGAGAAGCAGCUCUUCGCCACCGCCCUCGCCAUCCUCAAGGCCAACGAGGCGGUGCUGCUGGCGAGCUCUUUGGAGGGAGUUUUGGAGGUUUUGAAGAAAGUGGAAUUGUCUUUUGAAGAGCUGCAAGAAGCAGCAAAAGGAAUUAAAGUCACCAGAAAGACUCUUGCUGCUCUCGAAGCGGAGUACUACCGCAGCAGCAGCAGCAGCAGCAGCAGCAGCAGCAGCAGCAGCAGCCCACGCGCGCUGCAGCAGCAAAGCCUCGACCCGCAAGGCCAGAUUUCCAACUAG